AUGGCCGCUGACCUUCUUAAAACCAUGCACCAGGAGUUGGUGACCUUUAGGGAUGUGGCUGUAGACUUCUCCAAAGAGGAGUGGGAUUGUCUAAAUUCUUCUCAAAGGCAUCUGUACAGUAAUGUGAUGUUGGAGAACUACAGGAUCUUGGUAUCACUGGGACUUUGUUUUUCUAAGCCAAGUGUGAUAUUAUUGUUGGAACAAGGAAAAGAGCCCUGGAUGGUGAAGAAACAGCUGGCAAAAGACUUGUGUUCAGGUUGGGAAUCUGUGUGUGAAAGUGAAGAGUUAAACCAAAAGCAGGACAUUUGUGAAGCACAGUCAUCCCUGAAGAUAAUAGCAAAAUUUAAAAGCUGUGGUCUUGAGUACUCCAAUUUGAGAGAAGAAUGGAAGUGUGAGGGCCAUUCUGAGAGGCAACUAGUGAGUCAGAAGUCAUAUUUCAAAGAAGAGACCAUUACUAAUGAAGGAGCCUUUGUUUAUGAGAGAGGACAAGAAUAUAAUAAAUCUUGGCAAAGUUUCCAUCAGAACAUACUGCUUCAUACACAACAGAUAACUUCAAAAGAGGAGAAAGUACAUAAAUAUGACCCACAUAAGAAAAGCUUUAAAUAUAACUUAAUGGUUAUUAAACCCAAGAAUAUCUAUACACAGAAGAAACUUUUGAAAUGUAAUGACUGCGAAAAAGUUUUCAGCCAAAGCUCAUCCCUUAUUCUUCAUCAAAGAAUUCAUACUGGAGAGAAACCCUAUAAGUGUGUACAUUGUGGGAAGGCCUUUAGCCAGAGAUCAAAUCUUGUUCAACAUCAAAGAAUUCAUACUGGAGAGAAACCCUAUGAAUGUAAGGAAUGCAGGAAAGCAUUCAGUCAGAAUGCACACCUUGUUCAACAUCUGAGAAUUCAUACUGGAGAAAAACCUUAUGAAUGUAAGGUGUGUGGAAAAGCCUUUAGCCAGUUUUCCUAUCUUGCUCAACAUCAGAGAGUUCAUACUGGAGAGAAACCCUAUGAAUGUAUUGAAUGUGGGAAAGCAUUUAGUAAUAGAUCAUCCAUUGCUCAACACCAGAGGGUUCAUACUGGUGAGAAACCUUAUGAAUGUAAUGUGUGUGCGAAAGCAUUUAGCCUUCGUGCAUACCUUACUGUACAUCAGAGGAUACAUACUGGAGAGAGACCCUAUGAAUGUAAUGAAUGUGGAAAGGCAUUCAGUCAGAAUUCACACCUUGCUCAACAUCAGAGAAUUCAUACUGGAGAAAAACCUUAUAAAUGUCAGGAAUGUAGGAAAGCAUUCAGCCAGAUUGCCUACCUUGCUCAACAUCAAAGAGUUCAUACUGGAGAGAAACCCUAUGAGUGUAUUAAAUGUGGGAAGGCUUUUAGCAAUGAUUCAUCCCUUACCCAACAUCAGAGAGUUCAUACUGGAGAGAAACCUUAUGAAUGUAAUGUUUGUGGAAAGGCUUUUAGUUACUGUGGAUCCCUUGCUCAACAUCAGAGAAUUCAUACUGGAGAGAGACCCUAUGAAUGUACAGAAUGCAAGAAAACUUUUAGGCAGCAUGCACAUCUUGCUCAUCAUCAGAGAAUCCAUCUUGGUUUGUCAAUUACCACCUAA
Molecule: messenger RNA, 1587 nt
Organism: Pipistrellus nathusii (Nathusius's pipistrelle)
Lineage: Eukaryota; Metazoa; Chordata; Mammalia; Chiroptera; Vespertilionidae
Source: the annotation of a GenBank genome assembly